CCGGACUGCGCUGGCCGCGGGGGGCCUCGCAGCGCCCUUUCGGGUGUCUGGACUGGCGGGCCCGGCCUCGGCGGGUUCCCCUGGCUCCCCGCCGGGCUUCCGGUUUCCCGUCCCGGUUCGCGUGUCGGUCCCGGGCCGGUACCGGUCCCCAUGGAGUCCCAAUGCGACUACUCGAUGUACUUCCCGGCCGUGCCGCUGCCGCCUCGCGCCGAGCUGGCGGGGGACCCGGGCCGGUACCGGGCGCUGCCCCGGCGCAACCAUCUGUACUUGGGGGAGACGGUCCGCUUCCUGCUGGUGCUGCGCUGCCGGGGCGGCGCGGGGAGCGGGGCCGGCGGCGGCUCGGGUGCGGGUUGCCGAGGGGCUUGGGCGGAGCUGGCCACUGCCCUGGCCGCCCUGGCCUCGGUCAGCGCGGGAGGCGGGCUGUCGGGGGUCGGGGGCGCCGGCGACCAGGAUGCCGAGCCGCCCGGGGGAGGGGACCCGGGGGGCGGGGGCCUGUUCCGAGGCUGCAGCCCCCUCCUCACCCACGGCCCGGGUCCUGCUACCUCAGGGGGAGCGACCACGCUGCCUGUGGAGGAACCGAUUGUGUCCACAGAUGAGGUCAUCUUCCCACUCACCGUUUCACUGGAUAGACUACCCCCAGGGACACCCAAGGCCAAGAUUGUAGUGACCGUGUGGAAGAGGGAGGUUGAGGCACCGGAAGUUAGAGAUCAAGGCUACCUGCGCUUGCUACAGACCCGAUCUCCUGGGGAGACCUUCCGGGGCGAGCAGAGCGCAUUCAAGGCCCAAGUGAGCACUCUGCUGACGCUGCUGCCCCCUCCGGUUCUGAAAUGCCGGCAGUUCACUGUGGCUGGAAAACACUUGACCGUGCUCAAGGUGCUGAACAGCUCCUCCCAGGAGGAGAUCUCCAUCUGGGAUAUCCGAAUCCUUCCCAACUUCAAUGCUAGCUAUCUACCUGUCAUGCCCGAUGGCUCUGUGCUGCUGGUGGACAAUGUCUGUCACCAAUCUGGAGAGGUCUCCAUGGGCUCCUUCUGCCGGCUCCCCAGUACCUCUGGCUGCUUCCCCUGCCCACUUAGUGCCCUGGAGGAACACAACUUCCUGUUUCAACUGAGGGGGGGUGAGCAGCCCCCUCCAGCAGCCAAGGAGGGCCUUGAAGUCCCCCUGAUUGCUGUGGUUCAAUGGUCCACCCCAAAGCUACCCUUCACCCAGAGCAUCUAUACCCACUACCGCCUGCCCAGUGUCCGCCUAGACCGCCCCUGCUUUGUGAUGACUGCUUCUUGUGAGUCCCCUGUUCGGACCUACGAGCGUUUCACUGUCACCUACACGCUGCUCAACAAUCUCCAAGACUUCCUUGCUGUGAGGCUUGUGUGGACCCCGGAGCAUGCACAGGCUGGAAAGCAGCUGUGUGAGGAAGAGCGUCGGGCCAUGCAAGCAGCCCUAGACUCCAUUGUCUGCCACACGCCCCUCAACAACCUCGGCUUCUCUAGGAAGGGCAGUGCGCUCACCUUCAGUGUGGCCUUCCAGGCCCUGAGGACAGGGCUCUUUGAGCUGAGCCAGCACAUGAAACUGAAGCUGCAGUUCACGGCCAGUGUGUCCCACCCUCCACCUGAGGCCCGGCCCCUGUCCCGCAAGAGCAGCCCCAGCAGCCCUGCCGUUCGGGACUUGGUGGAGAGGCAUCAGGCUAGCCUGGGCCGCUCUCAGUCUUUCUCCCACCAACAGCCUUCCCGCAGCCACCUCAUGAGGUCGGGCAGCGUGAUGGAGCGCAGAGCCAUCACACCCCCAGUGGCCUCCCCUGUCGGCCGCCCCCUCUACCUGCCCCCAGACAAGGCUGUGCUCUCUCUGGACAAGAUUGCCAAGCGCGAGUGCAAAGUCCUCGUGGUGGAGCCCGUCAAGUAGGACUGAGCUACUCUCUGAACACCAUAUACUCCAGAAACCCAAAGCCCCCGGAGGGCUUCCCACUCCCAGGCUGUGCCUCCCACUGCGGGCAGAGAGGCAUGGCAGGGCUGCCUACCUGUGUCUGCUGAGAGGAGGGAUGAGGGCAAAGCUGUGACACGUGGGGUGUGGCUGGCUGCAGUGCUUGGCCCACAGUGUUCCCCCUAGUUCCUGUGGGGGGCUGGUCCCACCCCAGGACGGCAAGGGCUGCAAGAGCUCCUGCCCCCUGCCUUCACCCUCAUUCUAAGUUUACAGAGUGUUCUCCUCAUUUCCUAGUACAUCUCAUAUUCCCUCCCACCCACCCACAGGGCUGAGAUUAGAGGGUGGUGGUGGUAAAGGGACCCGACAAUGACUUUCCUGUCUCAGGGGUUGGGGACAUAGUUAGGUGGCCUCCUUCUGCCCCUCAUGUUUACGUUGGCAGCCUGAAGCACUUUAAGUUGUCAUUUUUUUUUGUUUUGUUUUUCAGUCUGUAUCUGUAACUUAUUCUCCAACUGAAGUGAGACCAUUAAAUGCCUGUUCAGGAGGGAGAA
This is a messenger RNA of Jaculus jaculus (lesser Egyptian jerboa), 2459 nucleotides long. RefSeq names its product trafficking protein particle complex subunit 14 (gene Trappc14). The record is from RefSeq and is a predicted model, not a curated record. Bases 151 to 1893 code for a protein of 580 amino acids. NCBI's taxonomy places the organism in Eukaryota, Metazoa, Chordata, Mammalia, Rodentia, Dipodidae. Gene Ontology annotation, biological process: cilium assembly. The transcript has 11 exons. Gene Ontology annotation, cellular component: TRAPPII protein complex. Gene Ontology annotation, molecular function: alpha-tubulin binding.